GGUACGUAGUUGCUACCAAUAAUGUAAUUUUGGCUGGUGUUUACCUGUGCUCCUUAAUUAGCCUGUUUUCUGCUAAUCAACAGACUUUAUGAACAUUGCUGAUUGGUUGCUGCUUGGCUCUAAGCCCGGAAGUUAUUUUUGUAAAAGAGGUUUUGAAAGGCUAGUAACACCAAGCUCAUCAAGAUGGGGUCAAUGAUGGCUAAAGCAAUGGACGAGAGUUUCCAAAAGAACAAGUCGUUCAUGAUGGAGAGUCAAGUUAUGGUGAUGGAACGUCAGCUUCAAAUGCAGAACCAGAUGAGAGAGAAGAUGAUGGCCAUGCAGCUGUCGGGGGCCAGGGAAAUGUUCAACUGGUUCGCAUCAUUCUACGGAGUAGCAUUCGUAGGAUGCUUAGCUGGAUUUCUGAAAAGCAAGAAUCCAACCGCAAUAGCUCCACUGGUUCCCCUGUCUUUCGUCCUCGGUUACCAGUAUGAUUACACACAUGGGACCAAAGUCAUGAGAAUACGAGAGGAUGCAGAGAAAAUCUUGAAGAAUGAGAGAGACAUGCUCUCAAUACCUCUUGGUAUGCCUACAAUAGCAGGGAUUGAUGCAGCCAGACAGGCUGCUAAACUAGCUGAAGUAACGUCACAAGAAAGCAAAUAGACAAGUGUGAGAGUAUCUAAAAAUCUAUCAAAUUCUAGAUUAGUUUUUUUACGAUAUUGUUAUAUUUCUUAUAAGUGAUAUUUUGAUGUACUGAAGUUUGCAUUCUGGAGAACAUUGUACCUUCUCAGAGUUUUUGAUUGACCCCAUUCACCGUAAAUCACUGGGGAUCAGGAUGCCUAGAGGUUGGAUCACCUCUGUGGACCCCGGUUUGGAUCCCACCUCCCUCAGACCGGAGCUUUGCAUGUGGAUUGGGUUUUCAGUCCCUAACCUGGUUGUGUGGUUUUCCCCUGUUGAGGUUUUUCUUGGUUCCGAUUCACUCCGUUAUUAGCGAUAAUUGUGCAGUUGGAUAUGUAAUCAAAUCACAUAUAAAUAAGAAAAUAAAAUCAUCACAUGAGACUUCAGUUAAUUUCCACUUUUGUAAUGACUAAUGUUAGUGGUUAUGAUGUUCAGGCAGUAUUCCCUAUUAUUAUACUUCAUAAUACUCUUGAUAGCUUAUCAAGAUUGGGCAUUUUAAGAUAUUAUGUUUUUCACCUCCUAAAGGCUGACAUUUUCUUUGCUUUCUACCCAUGCAAUCACAUAAAAGCUGGUAAUUUACUCACAACAGCUUUAAGGGAAGUUAUAGACCAUGUGACCUCUGACGUCACUCGAAAACCAUAACAUGAUUUGCGUGCAUACCGCCGGGCAAAACCUAUG
Asterias rubens (European starfish) is the source of this 1332-nucleotide messenger RNA. Its product is annotated as plasminogen receptor (KT)-like. Gene Ontology annotation, biological process: positive regulation of plasminogen activation. The transcript is spliced from 5 exons. The record is from RefSeq and is a predicted model, not a curated record. Lineage: Eukaryota; Metazoa; Echinodermata; Asteroidea; Forcipulatida; Asteriidae. Bases 184 to 639 code for a protein of 151 amino acids. Gene Ontology annotation, cellular component: plasma membrane.